AUGAAAAAUCAAACAUCUGUAAAAGACUUCAUUCUUCUUGGAUUAACAAAUGACCCAAAGCUAAAUGUUUUGAUUUUUCUAUUUCUAUUUUUCACAUAUAUACUGAGUAUAACUGGAAACCUGACAAUUAUCACCCUCACUCUGAUAGAUCCUCACCUUAAAACUCCGAUGUAUUUCUUUCUUAGGAAUUUCUCUUUUCUAGAAAUCGCAUUCACAACAGUUUGCAUUCCUAGAUUUCUGGCCAGCAUUAUAACAGGGGAUAUGACUAUUUCUUAUAAUUCUUGCAUGGUCCAGGUGUUUUUCUUUAUACUCCUUGGCUCGACAGAAUUUUUUCUUCUGACUGCUAUGUCUUAUGAUCGGUAUAUAGCUAUCUGUAAGCCAUUGCAUUACACAACAAUAAUGAACAGCAGAAUUUGCAACCAGCUUGUAAUUAGCUCUUGGCUGGCUGGAUUUCUCAUUAUCUUUCCACCUGUCAUGAUGGGACUUCAACUGGAUUUCUGUGACUCCAACAUCAUUGACCAUUUCACCUGUGACUCUUCUCCUAUGCUGUUGAUCUCCUGCACGGACACUGCAUUCCUAGAGCUCCUGGGAUUCUUCCUAGCAGUAUUCACACUCAUGGUGACGUUAAUAUUAGUGAUUCUUUCCUAUGUAUUCAUCCUUAAAACAAUUCUGAGAAUCCCCUCGCCUGAGCAAAGGAAAAAGGCCUUUUCCACUUGUUCCUCACACAUGAUUGUAGUUUCCAUUUCUUAUGGAAGUUGCAUUUUCAUGUACAUCAAAACUUCAGCAAAAGAAGGAGUGGCUUUGACCAAGGGUAUAGCAGUGCUCAAUACUUCUGUUGCCCCAAUGCUAAAUCCUUUUAUUUACUCCCUAAGGAACCAGCAGGUAAAGCAGUCCUUCAAGAACUUAGUCAACAAAUGCUUCUCAAAUAAAUCUUAAUCAUUAAGAUAUUCAUGACUUGAACUUUAAAUGGAAUCUUAUGACUAACACAAUAUUAACAUUGUUACGUUUC
Panthera uncia (snow leopard) is the source of this 1009-nucleotide messenger RNA. Its product is annotated as olfactory receptor 6C76-like. The coding region runs from base 1 to 936 and encodes 311 amino acids. Gene Ontology annotation, molecular function: olfactory receptor activity; G protein-coupled receptor activity. Lineage: Eukaryota; Metazoa; Chordata; Mammalia; Carnivora; Felidae. The transcript has a single exon. Gene Ontology annotation, cellular component: membrane. The record is from RefSeq and is a predicted model, not a curated record. Gene Ontology annotation, biological process: G protein-coupled receptor signaling pathway.